This is a messenger RNA of Seriola aureovittata, 2436 nucleotides long. It is a transcript of the gene gipc3, whose product is annotated as GIPC PDZ domain containing family, member 3. Lineage: Eukaryota; Metazoa; Chordata; Actinopteri; Carangiformes; Carangidae. Gene Ontology annotation, molecular function: protein binding. Bases 97 to 1101 code for a protein of 334 amino acids. The transcript is spliced from 6 exons. The record is from RefSeq and is a predicted model, not a curated record.
UCAGCUAAACAGGAGGAAGGGCAGUGUUUCUCUCCCUGCCAGAGCAGCGCAGCACCAGGGCUCCCAGAGGAGGACCACACACCUGAGCUGGGGCCAAUGCAGAACGGGGAGGCUAUGAGCCCGCAGGACACUAAGGCAGCAGGGGCUGAAGCCAUGGAGGAGCAGAAGGCCCAGAACCACAGCCAGAAUGAAGGGUGUGUGGAGCCAACAGCGCCUCCGCUUCCUCCUCCUUCACCACCACCACCGGGCCCACCAGAAUACCCAAGACCUAGGCUCAUCUUCCACACACAGCUGGCUCAUGGCAGUCCCACAGGCCGCAUCCACGGAUUCACCAAUGUCAAGGAGCUGUACGCCAAGAUCGCAGAAGUGUUCAACAUCUCCCCGUCAGAGAUCCUGUUCUGCACUCUGAACUCUCAUAAAGUGGACAUGCAGAAACUACUGGGGGGACAGAUCGGACUGGAAGACUUCAUCUUUGCUCACGUCAGAGGAGAAACCAAGGAGGUGGAGGUGACAAAGACAGAAGAUGCAUUGGGCCUCACUAUCACAGACAAUGGAGCUGGAUACGCUUUCAUUAAGAGGAUAAAAGAGGGCAGUACUAUCGACCGGCUGAAGACUGUAUGUGUUGGUGACCACAUCGAGGCCAUUAAUGACCAGAGCAUUGUAGGGUGUCGACACUAUGAGGUGGCUAAGAUGCUAAAAGAGCAACCGAGAGGCAUACCCUUCACUCUCCGCCUGGUCGGACCCAAGAAGGCCUUUGACAUGAUUGGAAUGAGGACCAGAGUGCCAAAAUCCAACGAGGGCAAGAUGGUGAACGGAAAGGAGACACUGCGUCUUCGCUCCAAGGGUGCUGCUACAGUUCAGGAAGUGCAGAAUGAGUUUGAAGAACAGGCCACAAAGAAAGUGGAUGACCUGCUGGAGAGCUACAUGGGCAUCAGAGAUCUGGAGCUGGCAACCACAAUUGUGGAAGCAGGCAAAGACAAGAAGAACCCUGAUGACUUUGCAGAGGCCUUGGAUUCAGUUCUGGGAGAUUUUGCUUUCCCUGAUGUGUUCUUGUUUGAUGUAUGGGGGGCUAUUGGAGACGUCAAGAAUGGCAGAAUCUAAACAUUUGCUGUUUAGACAAAAAAGUGAGAGUAAAAUAAAAAAAAAAAGGAAGCUUUAACAUUGCCUUCCUAGCCCUGACAUUAAUUCUUAAUCACUAUAAAACCAUGAUUGGAACUGUUAUUCAUUCAGCCAUUUCACUUUGAACAGUCAAAUAACAAUAAUUUGUUUUUUGAUGGUGGACAACUGCAGCAGUGAAAUCUGCUGGUUCACCAAAUGAAAUUUUGAUUAAAAAUAAAAGUUUUUUACGCCUCCCUCCCCAUACAUAUAGACCAUUUUGUAGGCUACAGGACACAUAAGCAGUGAGUUAGGAAACAUGACUGCAAAACAGUCAACAAUCAGCCAGUCAUCUAGGAAUCCAGGAAGUCAGAUAAGCAAACCCUUUUGCUCUGAUGAAAACCCACUGGGAAAGCAGGUGAGGAACGAGGAGACAUAUUUGUCAUUUUAAAGUCAGAAUGUAUUACUCUGCUUCUCCAUUAACAACAACCUUUACAAGCUAGAGAUCGGUGUGUCACAUAAUGUUGGUAGGUUUUCACUAUAUUUAUAUAAAAUUGGUUCACCUUUUCCAAGCAAAGUGGCACCCCUGCAAUUAAAUCUUCAAAAAAAAAAAUCAUUGCAAUCAAAAUAUCCACAGUCCUUCAAGUAAGUUAUUGAUCAGGACUUGCUUUUCUAUUUUAAGACAUUAAUCAAACCUCUUAUCUGAACAUUAAAUCAUGAGUGAACACCAGCUAGGGCAAUGUGAAACCACUGCUCUGCAAUCCAGUUUCCCAUAUGAUCAUUACUGUCAAACAGGAACCCAAGCCAUAAUUUCCCAUGAUAAAAAUAAAAAACUAAACAAAUAAAGAUAGUUUUUGUGCAUGAAAACCAGUUCCUUGGAAAUCCCUGUAAAAAUGAAGGUUUUCAUCAUCACUACUAUUAAAAUAACAUGUCACAUAUUCAGAGAGAAUGUAAAUAUACUAGGUUGUUGUAGCCUUUAUCAAUGUUCUUAGUUUGUUUAUUUGUCUGUCUCUGCACUGGAUAGCAUUUACUGAAGAGAGGGUAAGUGCACAUGAAACUGUUGGUUUUUUAGUUAUGUUUUUUGGCUCACCAGACAACAUGAAUAAGGUAUUAAAUCAUAUUCUCAGUGCACAUGUAGGCAAGUAAUCACUGAACUGACAAAAUUUCAAAAUGAUGUUUUACUCAACUUCAUUCAUUCUGGCUAUUGUUCAACAUCAGUAUUUGUCUGAUAGUGAUGUUUUGUUUUAACACUUUGUAUAUGAUUACACCUCUUUAUGAAGCCCUGAAAAUGUAUGGUACAUUUUACAUGUUUAAACUGUAAGUAAAAAGGUUGAAAUCAUA